Messenger RNA from Galendromus occidentalis (western predatory mite), 1754 nucleotides. It is a transcript of the gene ball, whose product is annotated as nucleosomal histone kinase 1. Gene Ontology annotation, biological process: protein phosphorylation. NCBI's taxonomy places the organism in Eukaryota, Metazoa, Arthropoda, Arachnida, Mesostigmata, Phytoseiidae. The record is from RefSeq and is a predicted model, not a curated record. The transcript has a single exon. Gene Ontology annotation, molecular function: ATP binding; protein kinase activity. The coding region runs from base 162 to 1445 and encodes 427 amino acids.
GUUAUACCGUGCAAGUGGCUGUAAACAACGGCUCGUUGGUUUUCUACUGUGGUCGUUGUCGAGCUCGUUUUCCGAACGCGACAUCGGUCUUCUAAUCUCAGCGCUCAGUGAUUCGAUUGAUCUCGUUGACAGUUCUGUAGCCAUUCCCGGAAUCAAAGACGAUGCCACCUAAGAGAAAGGCUGUCAUACUCCCUUCGAAUAACACCGUCCGUGACAUUUCAAAGAAAAGCUGGAAAAUCGGAAAGAGAAUCGGUAUUGGUGGAUUCGGUGAAGUUUUCGUGUGUCAGGAAGAUGUCGGGAAGGCGGUCAGUCCUUCCGCGUCGUAUGUGAUCAAGAUUGAGCCGUCGGGCAGUGGUCCUCUUUUCGUUGAGAUGCACUUCUACAUGAGGACAGCGAACAAAUCGAGCUUGGACGCUUGGAUAUCCCAAAAGAAGCUCGAUUAUCUCGGAAUGCCGACUCUGCACGCGAAAGGACAGUACGAAGUGGACGGGACGACUUAUCGCUACAUAAUCAUCGAUAGAUAUUCCAGUGAUCUCGAAGCGUACAUCAAGAACGGAAAACUGCCGCUGAAGACUGCUUACACGGUCGGGAUCAGAGUUCUGGAUGUUCUCGAGUACAUCCAUUCCAACGGUUACAUCCAUGCCGAUAUAAAGGCAUCAAACAUAAUGCUGGGUUUAACGGACAAGAAUAAAGUUUACAUUUGCGACUUCGGCCUCGCUUGCAAGUUCACCAGAGACGAAGUUCACAAGCAGGAGAAAGGAGACAAGAAAAAAAUGCACAACGGGACGAUAGAGUACACCUCGCGAGACGCUCACAAAGGCAUGGAUUCGCGUAGAGCCGAUAUCGAAAUACUCGGUUACAAUCUCCUGCAUUGGCUUUCCGGAAAACUCCCCUGGUUGGGUUUACUCAAUGAUUGCAAAGCCGUCGCGGAGUCAAAGGAGAAAUUCAUGGCCGACGUCACGGGUCUAGUGUCCGCUUGCUUCGGAAAAUCCGGAAACAAAGCCAUAGAGGCUUUUUUAAAAUCUGUGGCCAAAAUCGGCUUCCAAGACGAGCCGGAUUAUAAAGCUCUGCGAAAGAUUCUCGUCAAAGGACUCGAGGCUGCAGGCAAGAAGUUCGAUAGGAAACUGGACCUGUUCUCCGAUCGUAAACGACAAUCAGAUGAGACGUUGUUCUCAUCCGAAGAUAGCGAAGACGAGCCGCCGAAGAAGCCUCCUUUGAAGGGGUUGAAACAAGAAUCGAAGCGUAAGGCACCCGCGAAGAAGAAGACGAAAAUUCAGGAGUCAGACACAGAAACAGAAACGACUGAAUCGAUCUCGGUACAGGAAAAUCUCACCCCUGCCAUGAAACAUGUCCUAGAGUUGAAGAAGAAGCGCGAAGCUGAAAAGGAUGCGAAAAAAACCAAACGAGCUCCUCGAACGCGGCGGAAAUCUCCACGAAAGCCCUGAAGUGAUGUUCUCACGCUCAGUCAAUCAUCGAUCGGAUUCUCCGAAACAGGGCUCGCUGUCUCACAAUCCGCGCAUUUUGUUUGGAGUUGCGGAACCCGAUUAAGACGCAGACAGUUCUUCGGACCGAGUCGUAUCCUUUCACGAUCAGGAGCCAUUUGGGAGAAUUUGAAUUGCGAUUCCUUAUCCGAAGGCUUUUCGAGCCAGCUCCCUUGAGGAAGAUGGAGGUGCUCCCGAAGUACUCUUGUGCCUGGUGAAAUGAACAAGAAUAUCAAUCACGCAAUUAUCUCCCUGUAUAUAGAAAGAUAUCGA